AUGUUUCAGAACACCUCAGGGAAUUAGGAGUAGUUGGCUAUUUUGUGAAGCAAUAUGAGUUCCACUAUUGAAACCAUGUCCGUCCACAGUGCCAUCUACACUGUCGGCUCGCUUCAAACGUUCUACGAGUACGUAUCGGAGCAGAAGAAUGCGUUGGCCUUGACCGUUGAAAGCAUCCCGGUGGAAGACGCCACUUACCAGAUCGAGUUGGCACUGAGCUUCAUGAAGUUCUACAUGGAACAGGAAAGCGAUGGCUUGACGGAUCAACCGAACUGCAAGCAUCGGGUGAUCAUCGACAUCCGUAGGUCGAUAUUCGAAAUUCUGCUGGACUUGCACUCAUCGAUGCGUGCUACGUGCGUUGGAUUUAGCUUGUACUUUGCCGGAGGGGACAGCAGGAAGGAUUCAUUCGUUGCAAAGCUGUUGGAAUUCCCGAGCUUCGAUAGCGGUGCGGAUGAGUUGAAUAUUCCGGAAACUGCUUUCGAUGUGUCUUUCUGCACGAUGAUUGUCUAUGAUUCCAGCGAUCUGGAGUCGGCUACGGAUGUGCUGUCGAAGGCUUGGGUGAACUGUUCGGUUCCAUGGGUCAUCCGUAACCUUUUGGUUCAGGAAACCGUUCAGGAAAAGUUUAUUCAGCUGCUGGAAAGCAAACUCAAACAAUUCCCAGAUCAUGUUUCAUUUGAAGACGAACUGAGUAGUACAGUUGACAAAGCAUCUUCAACUGGUCUUCGAGUGAUCCAGCCAGCGGGCCAUAAGGGUUCGUUAGCGCCCACUGUGGUGUAUGGUUCGAGUGUCGAUUUUUUCGUCAAAAAGCAUGCUUUAGAACCGAGUCCGGUCGUGGUGAUGAACGUGUUCAGGACUCCGAAGGAAGCAAUCAGCAUGGUGAAUAAAAGCAACGGAGGUUCGGUUUCGCUUUGGACCGAAGAGCUAUGCCUAGCCAUGGAAACGGCAUAUUCGGUCGAUGCGCAGACCGUUUGGGUUAACACCCAUGCCUGGUUCAACCCGGCCUUCCCGUAUACAUUCCGCCGGUACGGUUACUGCUAUGGAUCUGAGUACGCUGUGUACGAAAAGAAGGUGAAGAAAGUGUUUGUUCCAUCGACGGAAAAUCCGAAAAAUUCAACGGAGAAGAACAAAGCGGCCAUCAGCGCCCUGGGAGUGGUGCCCAGUGAGGUGAAGAACCACCGGCUCGCAUUUGUCAGAAAUGAGAAAAACGUGCACUACGAGAUUAUCAGCAGCCCGUACAAACUCGACAACUACAAUCCGCAUCAUCCAUUGCAAAUUGUCGAGGACUUUUGGGAUAAGUUUGUGUCCAUUGACAAUAACGAUAGGAAUCUCGUUUUGGACACCGUUCACAACCAACGCAAAACUGUUGUCAUUCCAUAUGGGGUAAGCUUCGCUAAUUAACGGCUAAUUGUGACUGAUGUUGGUGUUUGAUUGUUAUAAGAAUAAAGUGAAAUAAAUGUGAAUUAAA
This is a messenger RNA of Ochlerotatus camptorhynchus, 1465 nucleotides long. RefSeq lists its product as uncharacterized. Gene Ontology annotation, molecular function: oxidoreductase activity, acting on the aldehyde or oxo group of donors, NAD or NADP as acceptor. Lineage: Eukaryota; Metazoa; Arthropoda; Insecta; Diptera; Culicidae. The transcript is spliced from 2 exons. The coding region runs from base 55 to 1398 and encodes 447 amino acids. The record is from RefSeq and is a predicted model, not a curated record.